AUGAACAGCGUCAAAACAGACGAAGAGUUAACCUCAACAAUGGGCAAUGUCCUGUCAACGUCCAAAGAGGAAAAAAAUGACUCUAGCGAUGCUACCCCUACGUCUUCGACUGAUGCAAAUACCAAUCUUAAGGCUGCUCAAACUGUCUCCGAAGAUCCCGUUGAUCCCAUCAGUAGUACUUCUUCAGAUAUUUUCGAUCAAUCGAAACCUCCAGACGCCAAGUCUUCGAUCGACGAGUCUGACAGGUUGCAGGCCGACGAGCACGAAAACGAUCUACUGGGAAUACCGGUUUCAAAUGAAAAAAUUACUGCAGACGUUGAAGAUCUAGUUCACGACUUGGAGAGUCUACUGGGAGAGACGAGCGAGCCCUACAAACUACCCUAUCAAAGUAGAUCCAACAGCAAGGCGCACACUUCGUCGGCUGUUCCAGAAGUUGUCGAUAAAGAAGAUGUUGUUAAAGAUGAAAUCGAGCCCCCAAAAAAUGCAGUCGAUAAAAAGGCUGAGAAACAACCAACAGACGACAUCCAGGAAACACCAGAACCCACACCAGAACCGACUCCAGAAUGUACAUCACCAUCAAUUGAUAAUGCAAUUGACAAAUCCGAGGCCGAAAUUCCCUCGGUGGAUAAUAAUUUCGAGCAACCAUCGACAAGCAAAGUUGAAGAAUUCGUUUCGGCGGAUCAAAGCGUUCCCGAGCAGGUUUCCCCGCCAGAAAAAAGCGAUGUUCGCGAUGACGUCGACGGUGGUAGCAUGGAGAGCUGGGAAAUCGUGGAUGCUGAUACAGUUAAUUCCAUUCCCGGGCCGUCUGGUGACUCCAUCCCAAUCCAGGAAUGUAAAGUUACUGCAGAAGACAUUACGUCAAGCGGCGAUAAACCUGAAACUAGUGAUAAUAGAGAAGAAAGCGAGGACAACAGGGAAGCCGAAAGCACGCAAUUAGAAGUAAUUAAUGCACCGGAACAAGAUGAAUUAGUCGCCGAUGCUGCAGACGUUGAAAAACACAGUAACGAAAAUGAAGCAACUGAAGCCGUACCAGUACAAACUGAUGAAUUGGCUGAAGAAGUUGCCACUUCUUCUCAAUUAGAAUCAGAAGUUGAUAAUUCCAUUAAAGAGCCAUUAAAUGUUGCAUCGCCAACGGAAAUAACAUCCAGUGAAACUUGUGUUACAGCUGGAACUGAAGAAUUGGAUAACAAAGAGGAAUUAAUUGAACCAAUGCAAAGCAACGACGUAGAAAAUAUAGAAGAGAGUACUUCCACAAAUGAUGAAAAGCCCCUCAUUCCAUCAGAAACGGAGCAAGUAGCUAACCCAACUCCAAUUGAAGAUUCUUCUCAUGUUGAAGAACAACAAACGCUUGUAAGAGAAACUGAAGUUGCAAAAGAGAAUGUGGAAGAAGUAUUAGAGCAUUCAGAAGUGUCUAAAUUAGAUGAACAUAGAGAAGAAGCGGGAAAAUUAGAAAGUGAACCAGAGGUACAGCAAAUUCCUACUGAAAUAGAAGCUGCAAGUACAUCAGUCGAAGAAAUUGAAUCUCAUUCAGCCCAAAUAGAACCUGAAUCUACAGAAAUAUCUGCUUCGGUGAAUAAAAAUGAUGACAAUAACUGUGUAAAAGAGCCUGAAACAGUCACUUUAGAACUGCCCUUAGAAAAAUGCGAUGAAAAAGUGGAUACUCUAACUAAAAGUAAGGAUGAUGAUGAUGAGUCAGUUGAAACUGUGUCUGAAAAACUUCCAGAAGUAGUACAAAAUGAGGAAAACAAAAGUGCACAAGAACCAUCCAUUAGUGAAACUAGCACACAAAUGGAGUCAGAAAUAGUGGAACCCAAACUUGGUGAAACUAGUAAACAAUUAGCGGAACCCAAACUUGGUGAAACUAGCAAACAAUUAGUGGAACCCAAACUUGGUGAAACUAGCAAACAAUUAGUGGAAACCAAACUUGGUGAAACUAGCAAACAAAUCGUGGAAACCAAACUUCUCAACCAGAACUUAGAAGUAAGCGAUCUUAAUUCAAUUAUUACAGAAGAUAACGACAUUAAAGUGGCUGAAAUAGAAGACGUUCCAAUAGCCGAUACUACAAAAAAGAGCGAAGAAGUAGAAACACAAAUCAAAAACGACAAAGUUGUCCUCAAUGAUUUUGCAAAGGAACAACCACAAGACCCAACUGAAUCUCUAGCAGACGAAAGACAAACAGAAAAACAUAUUUCGCAUCUUCAGUUUGCACCGCUGCAAUUAUCCGAGGAGGAUUCCGACGAUUCUGAAGUAGUACCGAGACUGGCUUUAGAACCAGACGAUUCGAACAGUCCUGCAAUUCCAGACACCAACGAAUUACCUUCAGAAGAAAUUCUACCCCAAGUCGAAAUGGAAAAUAAACCGAUGUACAUAGAAACUGCCGUGCGCCCCGUUAUAGAUACAACAGACAACAUAGAGACUAUGCUUGCAGUGGCGAGUUUACAGAACAUCGAUAUUCCAAAGCAAGAUGAAUCGCAGCAUGUUGUAAGCGAAAAAGAACGAAGAGAAAUGGAAGCUCUAGCCAGAGCGGUGCAGAGUAUCACGGAUAAUUCCAGUUCAUAUGUCGAGUACAUAGAACCCAACGUUCCUCAAGUAAGCGUAGAGGCCAUACAGGAAGAACCUACUGUUCAAAUUAUGGACACAAUGGAGGUUUUAUGUUCAGCGAAAAAUGCUGAAAUAACAACAUCUCAAGCAGUACCCGAUGAAGGAGCUGGACUUCAGCUUGACGUAUCUAAAGAGGAUCAGGUGGAAGUAACUGAGCGUAUAGAACCAUCAGUACAAUCUGCUGGUGAAAUUGUAUUACCAGAAGAAAAAGUAGUUCAAGAAUCUAUUCAACAGACAGUUGCUCCAGAAGAAGUUGUUGCAGAGAAAGUUCUAAACGAAGUAGCUGCAUCAAACAAUGAAAAUGUGGAUGCUAAGGAAAUAGAGACUGUAAGAAAUUUACCUGUAGAGGAGAGUAAACCGUUAGAAGUUGUGCCUAAAGAAAUCGAAGAGAACCUCAUCGAAGGUGUAUCGAAGAAGCAUAAUACAGAAGAAAGGCACAAAGUUUGCGAAACGUUCGAAGAAAAAUCUAAAGAACAUGCCCACAACAGCGAAAACUCCCAGGAUUCCGUCAAUUCCAUCAGCGAGGUAUCGACCAAAGAGAGCAGAAAAGGCAGGUCAACGGACAAACCGAAAAAGCACAAGAGAGUCGAUAAAUACGAAGAGCUCUCCAUCAACGUGGACGUACCGGAGAGAGAGGCCGUUUACAGUCCGAAAAUAACGAUCAAACCUAUUAAAGUACCCGACGAAGAGGUCAGUACGACUACUUACGGCGACAGUGAGGCGUCCAAGGGCAGCUUGAAGAUGACUAUUACGAAACAAUCCGAUAACACGCAUUCUAUAUUGAAAAUCAGCGAUCAGGACUAUUCGGAUUGUUUGCCCGAGCCAGAGGAACCCAUCCCCAAGUUAAUUAUAAAACCAAAGAUGCAACAGGUGGAGAGUCAACACAGCCCGAAAAUGUCGACAAGAAGUUCGAAACAAUCGCCCACGGGCUCUUCGCAGAGAUCCAGUAGCCCGAGGAUAACGAUAAAGCCUGUGAUUAAGCCUGACAAGCAGGAGCCGGUCAGUCCUAUUAAAAUUAAAAUCAACACUAAAGCGAACGCUAAGCAAUGCGGCGAUGACGACGAAGGUAGCAGAAAAUCGGUGAAACCGAUCAAAUUGAACGACGAUAUCGAACAGGUUCAAAGCCCUAGAAUUACUAUUAAACCCAUACCUAAACCGGAUUCCGAAAAGGAAAUUGUCAAUCCAAGAUUGACAAUAAAACCCAUUAAAAAACUGGAAGAAGACGCCGAAAACGAAGAACGAGAAAGGUCUAGUCCCAAAAUCAUAAUAAAACCUCUGAUCAAGCCCCAGGAAUUGGACAGCCCGCACGGCGACGAAGAGGAAGAAGUCAAAGAACGGAUCGUAUUGAAAAUAAACAAAGGCCACCUUCCUAGUCCGGCUAAAGAAAGUAAAAAGAGGGAGCAUCCCGUCGAUGACGAAAAGUCGGAAAAGCUAGUUAAAAUAACGGUUAAAUUCCCCAAAGAAGGAGGCCAUCCUCAUAUCGUUCAACAACCGGGCGAUGAUAAUUCUCCAAAGAGAUCGCACGAUGAAAAUUCCGGUUCCGAGAAAAAUAAGAAGCAAAAAGUUGAAAGUGACUCUGUCAUAUCGACCAGGUCGAGUUCCAGGCAUAAGGAGCAACAAGAAGCAUCAAGCGAUAAAUCUACCGCGGGCGCCGAAGUGAAACUGAAACACAAGGACCACAGUCACGAAUCUCCCGUAGAAACCAAAAGGGCUCGAAAGGACAACCUCAGCGAUAAAACUAAAUUGUUGAAAGACGAGAAUUUCGAAGAGCUGCUUUUCAUCGAUGCUAAACUCACAUCUCCGGUUACUAUUAGCGAGGAUUCCAGAUCUCAGGAUAACAGCAGUAUAAUCGUUUUGGACGACAGUAAAGAUGGCUCCGAUAGAGUAAGGAGUUCCGAAGGCAUCCAAAAGCCUCUAUUACCGGAAUUAAAUUGUUCAACUUCUAUACCUCCUAUGGUGAAAAGAGGAAGAGGAAGGCCUCGGGGCAGGCCCAGGAAGACGCCGUUAGAGGUGAGAGUAGAGCCGAUACUCGAUGAGACUCAGAAGCCCAAGGAGUCUGCGAUGGUGUUGGAUCAACAGCCGCAGGUGCACGAUUCUGGGAGGCCGAAGCGCAGCUGUCGCGGUCAAUCCGUUUGUGAUACUCUCGGCAUAAAGCCGAGGAAACCCCGGGGGCCCGGUAGGGGGCGAGGCGGCAAAAGGGGAAUGGGAAACAGAGCGGUCGUGGAAAGGGAUCCUCUGGCGAUCAACCCCGCCGACUUGAAACGCGAAGACUUCCCCAAAGCCGUCGAAAUCGACAGAAAAGACGAAGUGAUCAUUAUCGAGGAGGAAAUCAAGCAGAAGGGCGCCGGCAAAUCGAUCGCCAGGAAGUCCUGCGAGAAGGACCCGAAAGCCGAUGUAGCCUCCGCCGUAAUAGAAAUCGAUUCGGGGGAUUCCGUGCACUCUGAGGGCGAUCGAAACGCCAACGCGAGCCUAGAGAAACGGAACGAUGGCGGCGUCGAGUGCAUGGAAAUCGAUGAUAACGACGCCGAAGUCGAGGUCAUCACCAAGACGCCCAAGCGGCAUUUGUUGACCGUUUCGAGCAGGAAAUCCCACCAACAAGAGGCGGACAAGAAGGCGGACAAACCGCCUGUGGUAAUUAUACGGAAAGUUAAAGACGUCGAUGCCAAGAGGUUAGCAGCUGAUGAAGUAGUUCCGGUACCUUUCGCUAGUUUAGCGCCGCCUUCGACGUCUAGGGACUUCUCUGCCUUGGAAACCUCUACAAAACCUGACAUAUCAUCAGUAAGCAGCACUACCAUUCCGGCAGAAAUUAUGAUCGUCGAUGAAGAGACCAGAAUGAGCGCAGAAACCAACAGCAGAGCGCAAACUCCCGCUAAACAGGUAAUCGCCUCGUCCGAAAUGGUGGAAGAAUCUCAAAGCUCCGUGCACAGCACUACCACAACCGAAAGCGGCAAAACUCAGUCUAGACCAAGCAAGACGCCUCGCUUGGAAGUACAAGAAACCGAAAGUCAAAUAAUAACGGCCGAUCUUCUAACGGAAUACUAUUGGAACGGCAACGGCCCGUUUAUGUUGCAAGAACAGGUUGCUCAGUUUUUGGGCAUCAAAUCGUUCAAACGGAAAUAUCCUGGCAUAAUGAGGAGGAUGCUAGACAUUCACGAGAGAGAUUUCAUUAGAGAAAAAGGUCUAGCUUCGGAGCACAUGUGCGAUUUGGGUUUGACAGCAGUUAAUAGUGCAGAUAUUUUGGACAUCAUGUAUUCGGACUUUCAAGAUAAAUACGAAGACUACUGCAAGCAUCAGCGAGACAGGCAAGCUAAGGACAUGUUCAAUAAGCAGAAGGCUCUAAGUUUAGCAACUAGCCAAGAGAAAAAUAAGGCUGAUAUUACGGAACAGGCGGUCCAGUCGGCCGCCCAAUGGAACGCUCGAUUCAAUAAGGAGAGGAGAGAACAACGAAAAGCCUGCAUGGACUUGCAAAACUUCACAGUGCAUUAUCCGAAAGGGAAGAAAUCCCCUCACGCAAUCAACACGAACCCCGGUAUUUACCCGGUAGCUUUAGUGCCUGGUCAAUUCGCAGAAUUCUAUAAGGAAUUUUCGCCGACCGAGCUGAACAAUCUUCCCAUAAACACCAUGUGCUACGACGAAAUUCGUUUCAUUCCGCGCGACGAUUCCGAGGAAUCCGGAUCGGAGUCCGAGUCCGAUUCGUCGACUUCGUCCGGCUCUUCGACGUGUUCCAGUUCGGAUAGCGACUCCUCUUCGGGCAUCGAUGAUUGCAAAUUGUGCAAGCACCCGACGAAAAAGGCCGCUAUCUCGUCACAGCCGGUGUCUCCCGCUGCGACUGCGACGAAGUGA
Phyllotreta striolata is the source of this 6444-nucleotide messenger RNA. Lineage: Eukaryota; Metazoa; Arthropoda; Insecta; Coleoptera; Chrysomelidae. The record is from the annotation of a GenBank genome assembly.